CGGGACCUUGAGAGAUGGCAGGGCCCUCGCCGUGUGCUGACUUGCAGGCUGUGCACGGUUUGGAGCAUCCCGUGCACAGAGUGUGCAUGCGAUGCGUGAUGGCCGCGUCGAGCCCUGAUGCCCCUUGCUCCUGUGACUGCUUUGUGUCCGUGCCCCCGGCCUCAGCCAUCCCAGCUGUGAUAUUUGCAAAGAACUCGGAUCGACCUAGGGCCGAGGUGCAGGAAGUGGUGUUUGUACCAGCAAGUACCCACGCCCCUGGGAGCCGCCUCCAGUGCACCUACAUUGAGGUGGAACAGGUAUGCAAGACUUACGCCAUGAUUCUGAGCCGACCUUCUUGGUUGUGGGGGGCUGAGAUGGGUGCAAAUGAGCAUGGUGUCUGCAUUGGCAAUGAAGCUGUAUGGACCAAGGAGCCUGUAGCAGAGGGGGAGGCCCUGCUGGGCAUGGACCUACUCAGAUUGGCUUUAGAACGGAGCAGCUCUGCCCAGGAGGCCGUGCACGUGAUCUCAUGCUUGCUGGAGCGCCAUGGACAGGGAGGCAGCUGCCGGGAAGACCCUGAGCCAUUCUGCUACCACAAUACCUUCCUGCUGGCUGACCGGAAGGAGGCAUGGGUGAUGGAGACAGCUGGGAGGCUAUGGGCUGCUCAGAGGAUCCAGGCAGGGGCCCGAAACAUUUCCAACCAGCUGAGCAUUGGCACAGACAUCUCAGCCGAACACCCAGAGCUUCGGAGUCAUGCCCAGGCCCAGGGCUGGUGGGCUGGGCAGGGCACCUUUGACUUCACACAGGUCUUCUCCCUGACCCAGCAGCCUGUGCGCAUGGAGGCUGCCAAGGCCCGCUUCCGGGCAGGACGUGAACUGUUACAACCGCGGCAAGGGGCUAUCACAGCAGAGGUGAUGAUGGACAUUCUCAGGAGCAAGGAGAGUGGUAUCUGCAUGGAUUCUGGAGGCUUCCGCACCACAGCCAGCAUGGUGUCCAUCCUGCCCCAGGAUCCCUCGCAGCCCUGUGUCCACUUCCUCACGGCCACACCAGACCCCUCCAGGUCGGUGUUCAAACCUUUCAUUUUUGGGCUGGGGGCAGCUCAGGUGCCCCAGGUCCUGUCUCCCACUUUUGGAGAUCAGGACCCUGUUCGGAUCCUACCUCGAUUCCAGACCCAGGUGGAUCGCCGACACACACUCUACCGUGGACACCAGGCAGCUGUAGAGUUGAUGGAGAGUGGGCAGGAGCGGGGACAGCAGCUCUGGCAGAAGCAGCGGGACCUGGAGCAGGAAGGCCUGGAAAUUGCACGGGGACUGCUGACCAGCGAGCAGACCCCAGCAUCCCAGCAGCUGGGCAGCCUCUUCCAGGCCUUUGUAGAGAGGGAGAGCCAGCUUUAUGCAUAACCACACAGGUCCUCCUGGCCUGGGUAGGCACAGGACUGCUGGUACUAGCAGCUCUGGAGCAAUCACAGCAAUACCCUCAGCCAUAUUCUAAGUGGGUGGUAAGGCCUUUGCUUUAAUAAAUGUGUUCUAUUAACUUGUUCAGUGAACUGGAUCCCAGGUCUAAGGUAGGGUAAGAGAGCUGAGGAUAAAGGGCAGCCCUAGACUGGCUUCGAGGCCUGUGGUACCAGGCAGAGAAUUCUUCUCGUGGUAGUAGGCAUUGAACUCAGGCACAUGGUGCUUGUUAGGCAAGCAUUUGAUGACUGGAGCCCUUGUGCAUUUUCUUUCUUUUUUAGCUUUUAUAUCACUUUAUUCUCAGGGCCAACCUGUAUGAGUUAACAAACCCCACACUGCCAACCAUGUGGGAAUCAUACCAAAUUCUCAUACUUAACAAUGAACUCUGGGUUGCAAAAGAAGAUUUACUAUUUGCAUUUGUCUGUAAGGCUUUGUUACAAAUUAAAGACACACAAGUGUUAUCCCUUG
Molecule: messenger RNA, 1895 nt
Organism: Dipodomys spectabilis (banner-tailed kangaroo rat)
Lineage: Eukaryota; Metazoa; Chordata; Mammalia; Rodentia; Heteromyidae
Gene: Scrn2
Product: secernin 2
Exons: 8
Coding region: 15-1376 (453 amino acids)
Biological process (GO): proteolysis
Molecular function (GO): dipeptidase activity; cysteine-type exopeptidase activity
Source: RefSeq, a predicted model, not a curated record